CCGAUGUACACUAUGUGCGCGCCAAGUAGAUAAGCCCCCCAAUCAUAUUAAUCUCCCCAAAAUUAUCCAUAAUCCCUCACAUUUUGGUUAAGCAUUGAAAAAUAAAAGUAAAAAUUUGUUUAGGGUUUAAUUUAUCGAUGAAAGGGGAGGUUCAGCUUGAAGCAGUGAAUUACAGUGAUUCGGAUCCUUUAUUAGAAAACAGUAAUAGGGCUGAUGAUUCAUCGUCAUCAGAAUCAACAUCAUCAUUAUUGCCGGCGGUAAGAGGAAGUUCGAGUGAGAUUGAAGAAGGUGUUGAUAAUGAUGAUGAUGAUAUCGAGAAUGGCGGUGUUCCUAGUUGCCGCAUUUGUCUCGAGAGUGAUUGUGAACCAGGUGAUGGAUUAAUAUCUCCUUGCAUGUGUAAAGGCACUCAGCAAUUUGUUCAUCGUUCAUGUCUUGAUCAUUGGCGCUCGGUUAAGGAAGGAUUUGCUUUCUCACACUGCACAACAUGCAAAGCCCAAUUUCAUCUUCGAGUUGCACUGUUUGAAGACAACUCAUGGCGUAAAAUGAAAUUCAGAAUUUUUGUGACAAGAGAUGUUAUAAUUGUAUUCUUGGCUGUACAGACCGUAAUUGCUGCCAUCGGUGGCUUUGCAUACCUGAUGGACAAAGAUGGCGCCUUUAGAAAUUCAUUUAGUGAUGGCUGGGAUCGAAUCCUUUCUAAACAUCCUAUACCUUUUUAUUAUUGCAUAGGGGUCCUGGCAUUUUUUGUGCUUCUCGGGUUUUUCGGCCUCAUAUUACAUUGCUCCUCCCUGAAUAGUAACGAUCCCCGUAUGGCUGGCUGCCAGAACUGCUGUUAUGGAUGGGGCAUUCUGGACUGCUUUCCGGCAUCUAUGGAGGCAUGCUUUGCGUUGGUUUUAGUUUUUGUUGUUAUCUUUGCAAUUCUAGGCAUAGCUUAUGGUUUCCUUGCUGCCACCAUGGCCAUUCAAAAGAUCUGGCAGAGACACUACCACAUUCUUACUAAGCGAGAAUUGACAAAGGAAUACAUAGUAGAGGAUCUUCAUGGCUGCUAUACACCACCAAAAUUGGAUCCAGAGCACGAAGAACGCCUGAAAAUGCUUAAGUUGUUGUAAUAAUGUGAUUGUUGGUGCAGUUAUAAGAUAUUAUAUGAAGUGUAUCUAUUUUUUUUUUAGGAUCUUAAAGCUGCCAAAGUGUUUCUUACAGAGAUAAAAGAAGCUGCGUUUUGAUUUUGUUUGACAAACUUAUUUUAAUACAGCAGGAUGAAAGAAAACUUUUUCAUCUCUAUGCUAAUGCUCUGUAACUUACGAACCAGAUAUUUUCGAGCUACUGCAAGAUAUAUAUAUAUCGAUUUUUGAAA
Messenger RNA from Mercurialis annua (annual mercury), 1351 nucleotides. RefSeq lists its product as uncharacterized. The transcript has 6 exons. The record is from RefSeq and is a predicted model, not a curated record. Gene Ontology annotation, molecular function: zinc ion binding. Lineage: Eukaryota; Viridiplantae; Streptophyta; Magnoliopsida; Malpighiales; Euphorbiaceae. Bases 138 to 1106 code for a protein of 322 amino acids.